Molecule: messenger RNA, 4235 nt
Organism: Sphaerulina musiva SO2202
Lineage: Eukaryota; Fungi; Ascomycota; Dothideomycetes; Mycosphaerellales; Mycosphaerellaceae
Product: multidrug efflux transporter AcrB transmembrane domain-containing protein
Exons: 2
Coding region: 234-4091 (1285 amino acids)
Cellular component (GO): membrane
Source: RefSeq, a predicted model, not a curated record
CGUAAACGCAGUGCCCUUGGCACCUUUCUGCACAUCUACUUGCCACUGCCACUGCUGCUGCCAGAUCCUCCCGGCCAUCAAGUGACCCUCUACCACAGCUCCACUUCCCUCUCCUCACCGAACACUGCGUCUCGACGCGCCCACUUCCACUUCCACUUCCGCUCCCGCACCGCCCGGCGCAUGCGGACGCACGCACGCCAGUUCCGAGACGACACGGUGGGGGCGCGAACAGCAUGGCGAUAGGCGCUGCGAUGGCGUGGCUGACGCUCGUGUCGCCUGCGCUGCUGGCGUGCCCGGCAGUCGCAGCAGCAGCAGCGAGCGAGUCGCCGUGGACGUCGAGACACGAAGCGGGACGAUGUGCCAUUCGGGGGCAGUGUGGCAAACAGAGUCUGUUUGGGAAAGAACUGCCCUGUCCGGACAACGGGCUUGCAGAAGACCCAACGGACGAGGUGCGCGCAAAGCUCGUCUCGAUAUGUGGGGACGAGUGGUCUGAUGGCAAAGUCUGCUGUCAGGAUGAUCAGUUGGACGUACUCAAGAGCAAUCUCGAUACGGCCAAUAGCAUCAUCUCCUCGUGUGGCGCUUGCAAGAAGAACUUCUUCGACCUGUUCUGCACCUUCACAUGCUCUCCGGACCAGUCACUUUUCGUCAAUGUCACCAGUAUUGUUCCUAAGGGCGACAAGUUCCUCGUCACCGAAUUGGAUCACCUUGUUGCUGAGGAUUACGGGACAGGCUUCUAUGAUAGCUGCAGCGAUGUCAAGUUUGGAGCCACGGGCGGAAGAGCCAUGGACUUCAUUGGAGGGGGCGCGAAGAACUACACGCAGAUGCUCAAGUUCUUGGGCGACAAGAAGCCAUUUGUAGGAAGUCCUUUCCAGAUCAAUUUCCCACCACCAAGCGAGAAUUUUCCGGGAAUGCAGCCCAUUCUCCAUGAAUCUACGCCCUGCAAUACCACGGAUGAGAGAUAUCGCUGCGCCUGCGUCGAUUGCGCAGGCGCUUGUCCUGCUCUACCUCAGGUUCACCAAACAGAGCUAUGCCACGUCGGUCUGCUGCCUUGUUUGAGCUUCGCAGUCGUUCUCAUUUACUCUAUAUUUGUUGCACUGCUGGUUCUCGCCGUUUCUGGACAUGCCGCGGCGGCAAAAAGACGAAGGAGUAAGAACGAGCGACUUCAGUUAUUGCAGGAUGCAUCUCCCAGCGACGACGAGGAUGAAGGCGACAUGGUUCAUGGCGUGGGCAUGCUCGAUCGACCGACCAAGCAGUACGUCGUGAACACUUUCUGCGAUCGCAUCUUCAGCAACCUGGGUCGUACGUGCGCCAAGUUUCCCGCCAUUACCAUAUCGACCUGUGUGAUCGUUGUGGCAUUAUUGUGCAUAGGUUGGGUACGCUUCGACAUUGAGACAGAUCCAGUCAACUUAUGGGUAUCGCCAAACUCUGACGCUGCCGCUGAGAAACGCUUCUUCGACGAGAACUUUGGCCCUUUCUUCCGUGCAGAGCAAGCGUUCCUCGUGAAUGAUACCCAUCAGGCAGGCCCAGGGCCGGUAUUGAGCUACGAAACUUUGAAGUGGUGGGAAGAUGUGGAAAAGAGAAUUGGCAGCCAAGAGAGUCUUGAUGGCAAGUACACGUUGAACGACGUGUGUUACAAGCCCACAGGAGACGCCUGCGUCAUUCAGUCCGUGACUGGAUGGUUCUCUAGCACAGGCAUCGAUCAAGAGGAUUGGGCAGCACAAAUCUCCAAAUGUGCAGCCUCCCCUGGCGAUGUCGACUGUCUACCAGCAUUCCAGCUCCCACUGCCUGCAGACCGUCUCUUGGGAGGAUACAAUCGCACGUCUGACCGAGCUACAAGUGCAUCUGCACUGGUCACCACCUGGGUUGUGCAGAAUUACAAUGCGGGUGAGCCUGGCCUGGCCAAGGCCGAGAAGUGGGAGAGGAGCACGAAUAUCUUGUUCCAAACCAUCCAAGAUGAGGCCCGCGAACGUGGACUGCGAUUGAGCUUCAACACCGAGAUCUCACUGGAGCAAGAGCUCAACAAGAACACGAAUACCGAUGCCAAGAUUGUGAUCAUCAGCUAUAUUGUCAUGUUCAUUUAUGCAUCGCUUGCAUUGGGCAGUACCACGGUGACUCUCGGUACGAUUUUACGAAAUCCUGUUGGUGCUCUUGUGCAAAGCAAGUUCAUGCUUGGCAUCGUAGGCAUUGCCAUUGUAUUGAUGUCCGUUGCGGCAUCCGUGGGCCUUUUCGCUGCAGCUGGAGUCAAGGCUACGCUCAUUAUUGCUGAGGUCAUUCCGUUUUUGGUCUUGGCUGUUGGCGUGGACAACAUUUUCUUGAUCGUACAUGAGUUCGAGCGCGUCAACAUCAGCCACGCUGAUGAGCCCGUCUCCGAGCGAGUUGCUCGAGCUUUGGGGCGGAUGGGCCCAUCAAUUCUGCUGUCCGCCUUGACUGAGACUGUCGCGUUCGCCCUAGGCGCGGCUGUUGGCAUGCCGGCUGUGAGGAACUUUGCGGCAUAUGCCGCUGGUGCCGUGUUCAUCAAUGCCAUCCUGCAGGUUACGAUGUUCAUUUCCGUAUUGGCACUCAAUCAGCAGCGGGUAGAGGAUGGCCGCUUAGAUUGCAUACCAUGCGUUAAGAUUCAGGAGUCUCACCUGCAUCACAUGCCGGGCGGCUUUGGUGGUGCUCCAUUCAAUGGAGCUGAUGAAGAAGGCUGGCUUUCCACCUUCAUUCGAAAGCAUUAUGCACCCACACUGCUUGGAAACAAGACCAGAGUGGCAAUUAUCACCGUCUUCCUCGGAUUCUUCGCCGCAGGCGUUGCAUUACUACCAGAAGUCCCACUGGGUCUCGAUCAGCGUAUUGCGAUACCGUCAGACAGCUACCUGAUCGACUACUUCAAUGAUCUCGACGCCUACUUCGAGCAAGGAGCUCCAGUAUAUUUCGUGGUCAAGAAUUUGAAUGUCACCGCACGGUCGCAUCAGCAGGAGCUAUGCGCGAGAUACACCACUUGCAACGAAUAUUCCCUGGCCAACGUUCUGGAACAAGAGCGCAAACGGCCCGAAGUGAGCUACAUCGCGGAUGCCACGGCCAGCUGGAUUGACGACUUCAUUCAGUGGCUCAACCCUGAUUCCGGCGAGUGUUGCAUUGACGGCUCCAAGGCUUGUUUUGCAGAUCGGCAGCCGCCUUGGAACAACGCCCUUCGCGGUAUGCCAGAAGGUCGUGAAUUUGUGCAAUACGCACAACGAUGGCUCAAUAGCCCUACCGGGCAGGAAUGUCCAUAUGCGGGGCAGGCACCAUAUGGCGAUGCCGUUGUCAUUGACGACGAGAAAUUGACUGUACCAGCCAGCCACUUCCGGACGGCCCAUACUCCACUACAUAGCCAGGACGACUUCAUCAAUGCUUACGCUUCUGCUCGUCGAAUCGCAAAGGACAUCAGCCAACGUAACGAUAUUGAAGUGUUCCCGUACAGCAAAUUCUACAUUUUCUUCGAUCAGUACGCUACCAUCGUGCAGCUAUCAACUGCGCUGGUCGGCACUGCCCUCGCAUUCAUCCUGGUCAUCACAACAGUCCUGCUGGGCUCAGUCCUGACGGCACUCGUGGUUACCAUUACUGUCAUUAUGAUCGUGGUGGAUAUUGUGGGAACGAUGGCACUAGCAGGCGUGUCUCUCAAUGCAGUCAGCCUGGUCAAUAUCAUCAUCUGUGUCGGCAUUGGUGUUGAGUUCUGCGCUCACAUUGCUCGCGCUUUUACCAUACCGUCAGCAUCGAUAUUGGAACGUGCACAGAGCAGGUUUCGUGGCAAAGACGCACGUGCGUGGGCGGCGCUCGUGAAUGUUGGCGGCAGCGUUUUCAGUGGUAUCACCGUUACCAAGCUUCUGGGCGUGUUUGUGCUAGCAUUCACGCGCAGCAAGAUCUUCGAGAUAUACUAUUUCCGGGUCUGGUUGGCGCUGGUCGUGUGGGCUGCGUUACACGCGCUUAUAUUCCUUCCGGUGGCACUGAGCCUGUUCGGGGGCAAAGGUUACAUCGAUCCCGACGAUUCCGGCGGGCUCGAGCAGGACCUCGCUAGCCGGAGGUAUCGGGCUCUAUUGCCGGAUGAAGAAUACGACAGCGAUGAGUUCUGAUGUCCGCGUGGGGACGAACGUCGCAGCUGGAGCUUCCGAGGGGGAGUCGUUAUGCCAGAUAUGAAGUACCUCCUAGUUAGAAUCGUACCUGAUAGCAUCAAUCUCACUUGCACGCGUUCAUGUUGUGCACGCUCACUGUGUGUC